Molecule: messenger RNA, 609 nt
Organism: Eruca vesicaria subsp. sativa (arugula)
Lineage: Eukaryota; Viridiplantae; Streptophyta; Magnoliopsida; Brassicales; Brassicaceae
Source: the annotation of a GenBank genome assembly
AUGGCCUCUGCAGACAAACCCUUAAACACUGACGUCCCUGAAAAGGAUGUUUUUGCCCUCCACUUUCUUCAAUCCCUCUCAAAUCUUAGAAGACAACACACUUUCAAUUCUCCUGACAAAACAAACCAUCGUGUGAAUAAGAUAAAGAAGGCUGCGUAUGUAUCCAUGGCCAGAGCAGCCGGAGGAACUAAUCGUCUAUGGAGCAGAGCCCUCUUGCGCCGAGCCGCCAAAGAAAACAACAGAGUCGUAGGACUUUCUAGAAGGAAUAAGAGGGUGACGUGGCUAAGGAGGAGGAGUAAUAACCGGAGAGAUCCAUUGGAGGAGAAGGAUGCGGAGAGGCUGAGGAAUCUUGUACCGGGAGGUGGAGCGAUGGAGACAUCAAAGCUGAUGGAAGAGACGGCUCAUUACAUCAAGUGCCUUAGUAUGCAGCUCGGAAAAGCAGUCUUUGAGUCCCUCAAGUGUGUUUUGGGAGUGAGAAGUUGUAGAUUGUUUACCCUCUCUAACAAACUGAAAAAGUUCACCAUCUCACUCACAGCCAACCCUUCACGGAACUCUUCUCUUGUCUUGAGCAAUGGGAUGAAAUGGGGACUUUGCGUUGCUGUUUUAUAG